This is a messenger RNA of Laetiporus sulphureus 93-53, 1394 nucleotides long. Its product is annotated as Pkinase-domain-containing protein. The coding region runs from base 80 to 1198 and encodes 372 amino acids. Gene Ontology annotation, molecular function: ATP binding; RNA polymerase II CTD heptapeptide repeat kinase activity; cyclin-dependent protein serine/threonine kinase activity. Lineage: Eukaryota; Fungi; Basidiomycota; Agaricomycetes; Polyporales; Laetiporaceae. The record is from RefSeq and is a predicted model, not a curated record. The transcript has 8 exons. Gene Ontology annotation, cellular component: transcription factor TFIIK complex; nucleus; cytoplasm. Gene Ontology annotation, biological process: positive regulation of transcription by RNA polymerase II; protein phosphorylation.
CCUGUCAACUGCCAGGACCUCUACUUCUUAAAGAGCUCAGUCUAUUGGCUGUGUGACAAGUCUGAACAUCCGCUAGACAAUGGACGCAGUGGAGAAAGCCAACGCCGAAAGACAGAAGAGAUGGGCCAAAGAUGCGAAGGUUGGUGAGGGAACCUACGCUGUCGUAUAUCGAGGCCGCGAGAUAUCCACCGGCCGAAAGGUGGCUAUCAAGAAGAUCAAGGUCGGCCAAUUCAAGGAUGGCCUGGACAUGUCAGCUAUACGCGAGGUCAAGUAUCUGCGAGAGCUGAAACAUCCGAACGUCAUCGAGCUACUGGACGUAUUUUCCUCUAAAACAAAUCUGAAUCUUGUCCUGGAGUACUUGGACACAGACCUUGAGCUUGUCAUCAAAGACCGGUCACUGGUCUUCCUCCCCGCAGAUAUCAAGAGCUGGAUUGCUAUGACGUUCCGUGGCUUGGAGUUCUGCCACCGGAAUUUUAUUUUGCACCGCGACUUGAAGCCGAACAACUUGCUCAUCGCAUCGGAUGGGCAGCUCAAGCUUGCCGAUUUCGGCCUCGCGCGAGAGUUCGCAGACCCUGGGUACAAGAUGACAUGUCAGGUCAUCACGCGAUGGUACCGUCCGCCGGAGCUUCUGUUCGGCUGUCGCUAUUACAGCACCGCAGUCGACAUCUGGUCCGUGGGAUGUAUCUUCGCCGAACUCAUGCUGCGCACGCCUUACCUUCCAGGAGAGUCUGACAUGGAUCAGCUGAAGACGACCUUCCGGGCACUCGGGACACCGACCGAAGAAGAGUGGCCUGGCCACACGAAGUUGCCGGACUAUGUUCCUGUGGGACUGUUUCCCCGGACGCCCCUUCGAGACCUCUUUACCGCCGCUACUGCUGACUGUCUCAACCUUCUCAGCAAAUGCUUGAUAUAUGAACCUGGUCGGCGGAUCAGCGCAAGAGAGGCUCUCAAUCACCCGUAUUUCUUCGCAUUGCCUUAUCCUACUCAUCCUUCUAAACUUCCCAAGCCGGUCGCAAAGACGAGUUCGAAUUUGCCACUCGAAGAAGUGGACGGUAACGUUGACUUCAGCGGUCCCGGCCCUGGCGUGAAGGCCAACCCACCGAGCAAACUGAAGCGCAGGCUUUCUUCCGACGAGGUCGACGGCCGGUCAGUAGUGCGGAAACUCGACUUCACGCAACACAGGCAAGCACAGUCAUAGGAGGAGGUCUGAAGGAGGGGGUAAUACACAGAGGAGCACAACACGUUCACUCCAAUUCCACAAGCAGCGAUGGGACGGCACGUUUAUGUACAAUACAAAUACACUAUCGAUCUAGUAAAGAUAUGUUCUUCCAAAUCCGAGAAAAAUAUGAGCAGUCUAAGUACAGGGCAAUUGGAAGCAAAAAAAAACGCGGGCG